GGUAUUUCUUUGACAAUCCUGAGACUGUGGAACUACGACUUGAACCUGGCAUAUGCUCAAAGAAUGAAGAGGUUGAUAAUAACUGUGUAGUAAGAGCUAGAGGUCUUCCUUGGCAGUCCUCAGACCAGGACAUAGCCAAAUUUUUCAGAGGCUUGAAUGUUGCAAAGGGUGGUGUAGCUCUCUGUUUAAGUCCUCAAGGACGCCGCAACGGCGAAGCUUUGGUUCGUUUUGUAAAUCAAGAACACAGAGACAUGGCGUUAGGACGACACAAGCACCAUCUUGGUAACCGUUAUAUAGAAAUUUAUAAAGCAAAUGGAUCUGAAUUUGUUGCGGUUGCUGGUGGCAACAACUCGGAGGCCGAGGCUUUCCUGUCAAGGGGAGCUCAGGUCAUUAUUCGAAUGAGAGGUUUACCGUAUGAAUGCACUGCCAAACAAGUGCUCGAGUUCUUUGAAUCAGGAGAAAAUUCAUGUCAAGUUAUGGAUGGUGAGGACGGAGUUUUGUUUGUGAAAAAGCCUGAUAAAAGAGCUACUGGAGAUGCUUUUGUCCUGUUUGCACAUGAAGAUGAUGCAUCAAAGGCUAUAAGUAAACACAGAGAGCUCAUAGGUUCUAGGUAUAUAGAACUUUUCAGGAGCACAACUGCAGAAGUACAACAGGUUUUGAACAGGUCAAUGGAUCCCAAAACCUAUGAAUCAGUAUCAGCACCUUCACUUCCUCUGCCAAUGCUUCCUCAACAGUUUGUCACAACUGGAACAAGGAAGGACUGUAUAAGACUUCGUGGAUUGCCAUAUGAAGCCCAAGUUGAAAACAUUUUAGAAUUCUUAGGUGACCAUGCAAAAUCAAUUGUAUAUCAAGGUGUUCACAUGGUGUUCAAUGCACAGGGUCAGCCAUCAGGUGAAGCUUUCAUUCAGAUGGACUCGGAGAUGAGCGCGGCCGUCGCGGCCCAGCAGAAGCACCACCGCUACAUGAUCUUCGGCAAGAAGCAACGGUACAUUGAAGUGUUCCAGUGCUCUGGCGAGGACAUGCACUUGGUGAUUGCCGGUGGCAUCCCCACGGGCGGACCCGUGUCGCCAGCCAAGGCGGCGGCCACCACCCUGCUGUCUCCCGGUACGUUGGCAUUCCCUCCGCCCGGUCCUCCCGGUCCUCCCCCCGCACACCCCGGUACCGGUGUCUUGGGCCACCCUCCCUCCCUGCAGCUUCCCCCCAACUCUGUCUUGGCAUGGGAUCAGGCUCUCUUCCCGGGCGUGGCGAGCGCGCAGCAGCACAUGUUGGCCCAGGCGCAGAUGCAGCAGGCGCUGCGGCAGCAGCAGGCGCAGCAGGAGAACCUGUGGCUCGUGAAUCAGCUGGCAGUGGUGCAGGCGCAACAGCAGCAACAGCAGCAGCUAGCGGCCGCCCUGGCCGCGGGCUCCAAGGCGGGGGUGGGCCACCAGGUGUGGGACAGCUCACAGCGCGCGCUCAUUCCCAUCUCGUCGUCGGCCUCGCAGGCCUCGACGGGGGCGGCAGGCUCGGCAUCCUUCUCGCUCGCCAACUCGAACAGUGUCCCUCAGUGCGUGUCGAGCAAGGGCGGCAUGGGGGUCUCGGCGGUGCCCAUGUCGUACUACCCCGGGGCGGGCGGCGGUGCCCACGCGGCGCACGCGGCCCAGUCCGUGUACUUGUUCAACGCGUCGCAGGCGUCGGCCUCGCGGAUGCCCCAGUACCACCCCAAGGUGCCUCCGCCCUCCGUGAAUGCCAACGCCUCUUCCAAUGCCCAAAACUCUAUGUCGCCCGCCGGGUCGGGGGGCCUCAUGGGGAUGAAGCGGUCAUGGGAGUCGGCCUUUCCCACCGAUUCCGGCCAGUUGCCGUUAAAAAGGCAGUGGCCAGCUCAAACUCCCCAGGCUUCAGCUGCAUUAUCAUAUUUGCAAUCCUCCCUUCCUCCAUACCAACCCCAGUUCUACCCCACCAUGUAGAUUCCCCGGGCUCCUCCCUGAAUCUUCUGCCUAGCGUACUUAAAAUUUUGCUCAGGAAAUGCUUGAGGUGGAAAGGUAGUCUUAUUUCAUACUGUCACCUUGAGUUGUUAUGUAAUGAAUGGUGAGCUGGUUAUUGUUUCACUCAAUCUUCUUUGUACAAUAUCUUGAAUACUGUGAUAAGUUUAAUCUUUAGGCUCUCAUCAAGUUAAACUUGAUUAAACAGAUUUUUUAUUCUUUUGAUUUCUUCCUCACUUUCUUUGAGUGGAUUAGAUUUUGAGAGCUAAGACUUUGUUACUUGUUAAUAAUGGAGGAACAAUAAACUCCAGUUGUGCUCAGAGCAGCUGUUUCACUGCUGCGAUAAAUGAAUAAUAUUUGCAGGAGUGAUAAAAAUGUACUUAUGCCUUGUACUUACGUCACCUUAAAUAUUAUAAUUAUACAUUCCAGAUGCUUUUUACUUUGAAAGUUGUGCUUUCUACCAAGUUAAAUAUUAAAUGACACAGUUUUCAGUGUU
Frankliniella occidentalis (western flower thrips) is the source of this 2454-nucleotide messenger RNA. RefSeq names its product RNA-binding protein fusilli. Gene Ontology annotation, biological process: regulation of RNA splicing. The transcript has 6 exons. Lineage: Eukaryota; Metazoa; Arthropoda; Insecta; Thysanoptera; Thripidae. Gene Ontology annotation, cellular component: nucleoplasm; ribonucleoprotein complex. Gene Ontology annotation, molecular function: mRNA binding. The record is from RefSeq and is a predicted model, not a curated record. The coding region runs from base 252 to 1943 and encodes 563 amino acids.